GGGAGGCUGGGGAGGCUAGAGGAGUGAAGAGGCAGCAGAAAGAAGGCGAGAAGGGAAGAGGGUGCAGAGGAGGAGAAAGGGCAAAGAGAAGAGCACUUGGGUGGGAAGUAGAGACUCAGAGGAGAGAGAAAGAGAGAGAGAGAGAGAGAGAGGAGGGAAGGAGCUAGCAGGGAUGAAGUUACAGGGGUCCCUGGCCUGCCUCCUGCUAGCCCUGUGUCUGGGCUGUGGGGAGGCUGGGCCACUGCUGACUGGAGGGCAGGGUGCUGGAGUGGCAGCUGGGGAGGCUGUUGGCCAAGGGGCUGGAGAGGCAGCCAGCUCUGGAGUGAGGGGGGCCAUGGACCCCGGAGUGGGAGAGGCCAUCUACCGAGGGGUUGGGGAAGCAGUCCAUUCUCUUGGGAACACUGGGGGUGAGGCUGGCAGACAGGCUGAGACCGUCAUUCGGCAAGGAAUGGAUGCCGUCCAUGGCGCCUGGCAGGGGGCACCUGGCAGCAAUGUCCCUGGCUCCUGGCAGGGGGCACCUGGCAGCAACAGUGGCACCUGGGGAUCAUCUGGCGGCCAUGGCUUUCAGGGUGGCAUCAGUGGAUGGCAAGGCCAAGGCCACCCUUGGGGGUCAGGGACUCCCUGGAGCCAGGAACCACCCCCAGGCUCUGAUGGCAGCUUGGGUGGCAGCUCUCAGGGAGGCUCCUGGAGUCAAGGAGGCAACGGAGUAGGGCCAUUCAACAUGGGGACCAAUGCUCAGGGAGCUGUGGCUCAGCCUGGGUACGACUCCGUGAGAGGCAGUGGCAACCCUAAUAAUGAGUGCAUCAACUCUCCUCCGUCUGGUUCAGAUGGAAGCUCUGGAAACUCUGGGGGAAGCAGCAGCAAUGGUGGCAGUAAUGGCAGUGGUAGCGGCAGCAGUGGUAGUGGAGGCAGCAAUAGCAAUGGAGGCAGCAGCAGUUAUGGUGGCAACAACGGUUAUGGAAGCAACAACGGUUAUAAUGGCAAUAGCGGUUAUGGUGGCACCAGUGGUUACAGUGACAGUUACAGUAACAACAACGGCUAUAGUGGCAGCAGUUCUGGCUCCAGCGGGCAGGUCUCCAACACUGGCUCUUCCUCUGGCAGUAGUGGUGGUGGAAGCAACGGAAGAAACACCCCAGGGUGUGAAAACUCUGGGAAUGAAGUCCGUGUAUCUUCAGGGUCAGCGGGUCAGGCCUACAGAGGGGCACAAGGAGGUGGCUCUGGUGACAUCCGGGAAAUCAGCACACAGGCCAACCGUAUCCUUGCACGCACCCAAGGCAGUUACCAGGGCCAAGGGUACAACGGAGGGAAUGAAUAUGCCAAUGGAUUCAAUUCUAUGAGGUAUCAGACAUCGCCUGGAAUCUUCCACUUUGACGAUUUCUGGAAGAAUCUCAGGUCCAAGCUGGAUAUCAUUAACUGGGAUGCCAUCAGCAAGAGCCAACCCUCCUCUGUUGGCACUCGAGCCCGCCUGUACUUCAGCCGUCUCUGGGAGGAUUUCAAACACAACACUCCUUUCCUGAACUGGAAAGCCAUUACUGAGGGAACCAAGGCAUCUUUGGCCCAUAGGAGGGCAAGUGGCAAUGAUGAGAGUUAUGACUACAACCAGCACCCAGCCAAGAUGCCCACUAAGAACAAUGACGCCCCUGCCGUUGGGGAGAGGACUCCCAUCAAGACUGCUGACUGAGAGGAGAUGACAGUGUAGGCAAUGACACCUGUGGGUACCCAAUUUUCCAGCUUCCAGACACAACCUGACCUAAUGCAGUGGGUGAAGUUCUGACAAGUCUUUCUGAUUCUGGCAGAACCCUGAAAAAUAUCAGUCAUCAAGGAGCUGGCUCUGUUCCUUGCCUGUGUCCCAUCUGCUCUGGGAACCAGCACCUGUUUUCUCUAGGUUGAGACCUGAUCUGUCUGUCCCUCGCUUCUCGCCACCCCACUGCAGGGUCUCACGACCAUCAGCCUCACCAGGCAAGCCCCCACACCCCUCACCCCCAGCUUUUUGCAUUCCCUCUGUGUUGUGACAUGAAGUCCUGGUGAUAGUUCCUUGGGGAGGCAGCUCCUGCUUCUGAUGUCUGUGAAAAAUAAAAGCACGAGUCUUUUUCCUCUAGGAAUUGCUCCAAGUUUGUCUUUUAAUAUGGUUGUGUUGUCCACCUGCUGGGCAGGUGAUUCAUGUGUUGGAGGGCAGCUUAGGGAAAGCAGCACCCCUGCCCCUCAUCCUGCGGGAAGCUGGAAGAAGAUGCCAGAGGCACCAGUGCGUUUAUGUGUCUGCAUAUCCUUCCCCAGCACUCCCUCCCUACCUGACUGCAACAAGCCGGACAAUGCAGGUGGAAGCUUAUGGUGAGCACAGGAAGAACACAGGCUGAAGCACAUCCCCUGAUGGUCCCUCCCUUCCUCUGAAGGGACUAUAAAGCUUGGAAGACCA
Messenger RNA from Erinaceus europaeus (western European hedgehog), 2413 nucleotides. RefSeq names its product dermokine (gene DMKN). Gene Ontology annotation, biological process: cornified envelope assembly. Lineage: Eukaryota; Metazoa; Chordata; Mammalia; Eulipotyphla; Erinaceidae. The coding region runs from base 173 to 1681 and encodes 502 amino acids. The transcript has 19 exons. The record is from RefSeq and is a predicted model, not a curated record.